Molecule: messenger RNA, 4045 nt
Organism: Neltuma alba
Lineage: Eukaryota; Viridiplantae; Streptophyta; Magnoliopsida; Fabales; Fabaceae
Product: TMV resistance protein N-like
Exons: 7
Coding region: 95-4045 (1316 amino acids)
Biological process (GO): signal transduction; defense response
Molecular function (GO): nucleic acid binding; ADP binding; RNA-DNA hybrid ribonuclease activity
Source: RefSeq, a predicted model, not a curated record
GUACCAGGCUGCUGGGCUUCAUCUUAUAUCAGGUCGGUCGGAAUCGAACAAAUCUUUCGAUAUUAUUUCCUCUUCCAGAUUCCAAAUCCUUGCGAUGGCGCGUGAUGCUGAUGGAGUUGGGUGUUCUUCAAGCUCUUCUGGUUCAACUAAGAGAAGGAAGUAUGAUGUGUUUUUGAGCUUUCGAGGGGAAGAUACUCGGAAAAAUUUUACUGAUCAUUUGUAUGCUGCUUUAAAACGUAAAGGAUUAAAAACUUUCCGGGACGAAGAAGAACUUGAAAGGGGAGAAUCUAUUAAUCCAAGUUUAGUACAAGCAAUUGAAGAAUCUCGUUCUACAAUUAUUGUGUUCUCCCCAAAUUAUGCUUCUUCAACUUGGUGUUUGAAUGAGCUUCAAAAGAUCCUGCAAUUAAAGGAAGAGACAAGUCUUCAAGUAUUUCCGAUAUUUUACGGUGUAAAUCCUUCUGAUGUUAGGAAACAAAAGGGAAGUUUUGCAGAUGCCUUCAUAAGGCAUGAAGAAAGAUUUGCCGAAGACAAAAUAAAGGUGCAAAAGUGGAGAGAUGCUUUACAAAAAGUUGCUUCUUUAUCUGGUUGGGACUCCAAAGAUCAGUAUGAAAGCGAAUUCAUUGAAAACAUUGCUGAAAAAAUGGAGUCAAAGUUACGUGAUAAAUCAGCAUCUGGUCAUGGCAAAUUAAUUGGAAUUGAGCCAAAAUUAGAUGAAUUGAAGUCAAUGGUAGCAAGGGAAUCAAAAGGAGUUGAGUUUAUAGGAAUAUGGGGCACAGGCGGCGUGGGCAAAACAACUCUUGCUAGAGCCUUUUAUGAGCAAGAGCGGCAGCGCAAAAACUUUGAGACUCACUGCUUCCUUGAUAAUAUUAGAGAGGCAUGGGAAAAAGAAGGUUUGAUUUCAUUGCUAAGAAAACUUCUUUCGUCUCUAGAAAAAAAGAGUAUGGAAGUGGCUGAUUCUUAUGAAGGAAUGGAGUUAAUAAAGAGAAAGUUGACUGACAGAAAAAUUCUACUUGUCCUUGAUGAUGUGAGUGAUCCUAGCCAACUUGAAAAUUUGGCUCCAAAGCAAGGAUGGUUCAGCGAAGGGAGCAUAAUAAUAAUAACAACUAGGGAUAAGCAUUUGUUAUCAUCACACGGUGUAUCUGCUGUGUAUGAAUUCAAAUUAUUGAGCGAUAAAGAGUCUCUUGAACUUUUCCUUGAAAAAGCUUUUAAAGAAGAGCAUCCUAAUGAAGGUUAUUUGAAACUUGCUAGAACCGUCAUUGAGUAUGCUAGAGGCCUUCCUUUAGUGCUCACAGUGUUAGGUUCAUCUCUUUGCAAAAGACCUAUAGAGGAAUGGAAGGAUGAACUAGCUAAGCUCAAGAAAAUUCCUCCAAAGGACAUUUUGAAGAUACUUCGGGUGAGUUUUGAUGGACUGGAUGAUCAGCAGAAAACCAUAUUCUUGGAUGUUGCUUGCUUUUUCAAUGGGAUGGACAAAGAUCAUGUCAUACAAAUUUUAGAAACUUUGGAUAAGGGUAUUCGCCCAGAAACUGAGAUAAAUGUUCUCAUUAAGAAAUCACUAAUAAUUAGUUAUGAAGGGCAUUUGUGGGUGCAUGAAAUUCUCCGAGAUAUGUGUAAAUAUAUUAUCUAUCAAGAAUCACCUUAUGAUGCCGGCAAGCGUUCCCGGAUAUUGUCUUUGGAGGAUGCCAAUCACGGGACAGAAGCAAUUCGAGGAAUAGCGCUAACAUUGGAAAAGUCAUGUGAUGCAUUCUGGGAUCCUGAAUCCUUCUCAAAGAUGAGUAAUCUUAGGUUACUUACGAUUUCAAGUCCCUCACAUGUUUCACAUUGCCAAUUAAAUCUUCUGCAUGGGCUCAAAUCCCUUUCUAGUGACUUGAGAGUCAUAGAAUGGUCUCUCCCAAGCCUGAAGUCCCUCGAUCUAUCUCAUUCAAAAUGCCUCAUCGAAGUCCCAAAUUUUGAUGGAAUUCCUCAUCUUGAAAAGUUGAUUCUUGAAGGGUGUUCUAACUUGGUUGAAAUUCACCCCUCUCUUGGGCAACACAAGAAACUUGUCACUGUUGACUUGAAAGAUUGCAAAGAAGUUAAAACCCUUCCAGAAAAAUUUGAGAUGAAUGGCUUGGAGACUUUUAUUCUAUCGGGUUGUUCAAAAGUUAGAAAACUUCCUGUGUUUGGAAAAGAUAUGACACGUCUAUCUAAGCUUGAUUUAGAGAAGACUGCUAUAGCCAAACUACCUCAAUCGUUGGGCAAUUUGAUUGGUCUUGUUAAAUUAAAUUUGACGAACUGCAAAAAGCUGGUCUGUCUUCCAUGUAGUGUUAGUAAGUUGAAAGCUCUGAAAGUUAUCAAAAUGUCUCAAUGCUCAAAGUUUUCAAGGCUGCCAGAGAACUUGAAUGAAAAUGAAGCUUUGGAAAAGCUGGAUUUGAGUCUCAUUGCUAUACAAGGGUUAUCAUUUAGUGACUACAACGGUGAAGCACAAUCUUCAUCAUCGUGGAGUUGCUUAUCCCUUCUUCAAAGGCCUUCAAGCUCCAACAAGUUUUUGUUGCCGCCGUCUUUGUCAUUCUUGAAAGAAUUAGACUUAAGGUUUUGCGGUCUCCAUGAUGGAUCACUUCCUGAUGACAUCAGCAGGUUAUCAUCAUUGGAAAUUUUAAAUCUAAGUCAAAACAAUUUCAUUGACUUACCAUCUGGCCUCAUUUCCAAUCUCUCGAAGCUUAAAUGUAUUGGUCUCUUUUAUUGUCCAAGGCUUCGGUCUUUGCCGCAACUUCCGUCAAAUCUAUCACUUGUGUGGGCUGAUUGUUCUUCAUCAAUGAAACAUUACGGAUGUGCACAUCAAUUAUGGGAUUUUAUUGAAUCAUUUCAACCUCAGGUUCACAACCAUUUAAAUUUGGAGUCAGCAUUUAUAACAGGGUAUUCAGAAACUUUUUAUUACCUCAGGCAUUGUACUCGCCUAUUAACAAUUCUAGGUAGCGAAGUUCCAUCAUGGUUUUAUAAUCAAAACUACUUUUGUGAGAAAGAAUUCCGGUGGUGUCCAAAUGUGUCGUUCAUGAUAAAUAUAUCCCCUGAUUAUUGUGGUUCACGUGAAUGGUGGGGCAUAGCCAUAUGCUUAGUCAUAGAACACGAUCUCACAUUUGGAGAGGGGUGGGAUGAAAUUUGGUGGAGCUGCAGAUUUCGUAAUGAUGAAUCUCCAAACUGGUAUUACGCACAUGAUUCUUCUUUCCAUACGGUCUGGACUCCUAGGCUUUUUGUGAGAUAUAUUCCUUGUUCCUCUUUGGUUGUCAACGGACUUCAAAUGGUAUUUUUCUCUAAGAAUGCAACGGAAAAUAAGUCACCAAGGAUGAAAAUAAGCAAGUGUGGGUGGCGAUUGGUGUGUAAAGAAGAUGUUGAAGCUUGGCGAAGAACAAGGGACGAAGGCUGUAGUAUCAUCAAUAACUACAUGAAGAUUGAUCCAGACAUCAACAAUGGAGGUUAUAGUCCCUCGCCGAGACGUGAUGAUAUUAUUGUAGAAGCAGAUGGCGCCUAUUCUCAGUUAGAUGACAAAGCAGCUUGUGGAGGCAUUCUUAAAGAUGGCCACAAUUGUAUGAAGGAGGCGUUUCUUCUGAAAUUAAGUGGUGGAGAUACCCUCACAGCCAAACUAUGGGGUUGCUUGAUGGGUCUCAAAAGAGCUUGGGACGCUGGUAUUGGAGAUGUUAUCUUGAGAAGCGACUCCGCUGAGGCUGUUCGAUUGAUCAAAUUUGAAGUCCCUGAGACGCACAAGGAUAUUGCUCUCAUCAUGGAAAUCAAAGGGAUGCUAGAGUGGGAUUGGUUUGUGGAUAUCCAGGUCUUUCACAGGGACGGCAAUGGCAUUGCUUAUUUACUUGCUAAAAGAGCACUUAAUGGAGCAAUGGGUCUGCAAAUACUGGGCCCCAGGACAAUGAUGAAAAUAUUACAGGCCACUGAUGUUAUACAACCUGAAGUUGAGAAAGAUGGAGGUUAUACUCAAUGCUCCAGACAUCAUGGUCAGUUCGUUGUUGAAGAAGAUGAGUCUAUACUUCCAAGGUACGUAGAUCAACCCUUCUGGUUUUAG